GGAGUAUGAAACAACGAACAAACCACGUGAGGCCUAUUGGUACAAUAAACACAAAUAUCACUUUUAAGUUAGUUAGGCUGCGUUCCCUAUCUGAUUUUUUGCAUGAGUUAUGCUUGCAAAAGACACAACCCCAAUUCUGCAACCCCAAUUUGGAAUCCCACUCGUCUCCCGACGCCGUCUCUGCAUAAAUUUGCCCGGUGAAGAGUUAAUUUGAAAAAUGGCGGAACAAGAAAGAAAGCCUGUGCCGCAUCAUAUGUUUUUUCCUUCAAGUGGGUUUAGGAAUCCCUUGCCGUUCCUGGGGACAUAUCAAUCCGAACCCUGGGAAAAGAUCAUUCUAAGGGAGCUGAAGGGCUGUUAUGUCAUCGUUGCUUCUUUCUUGGCCCCCAUACUUUCUGCUUCUGGUGGCGCUGAAUCUUGCCAUACCCUGAUACGUCUAUUUGAAGAGGUGUCCGCCAGGAGAUUGAACCCUGAAUGUAAGAUUGUUAUCGUGACCAAAGUGAGACCGUGUGCCACAGAUAUUUGGAGUGGACGAAAUGUCGAGAAGGUGAUUUUUAAUAAAUUCUUUUCCGGCUUCCCCAAGGGUGUCCUUGCCAUCCCCUUUUCAGAUUACAAGUCUCGUGACAGAGUUUUCAGCUCUCUUAGUAAAUUCAAACAGCCCCCCGAUGCAGUCCUUGUUGUGGAUCCUGUCGGCAAGGUUCUGGGUGAUAGUUUUGGCUUCUUAUGCUCCUAUGGGGCUGCCUUCUACCCUUUCUCCAUGGACCAUCGCCGCGAGCUUUCCAGGCGGGACGAAUUUUUCAUGGAGAGACUGAAUCCUUUCACUUACCAGGAUUCCCCUUCUCCUUCUCUUAACUACAAAGACACACUGCUGUCCCUUGCUGAACUUUUCGAUCACAGUCCAGAGGAUGUUCUUCUAGCCAAGAUUCGUGGUGCAACAAUGGCAGAUCCUUCCCCUCUGUCAACCCUACUGAAGGGCCAAAUAGUGGCAUUAUACCUCUGCGCUAAUGGGCACCUCAUGGACAGUCUUGUCAAGAUCUACCUGCAAUGCAGGGGUCGUGUUCCCAAGCUCGAGGUCGUGGUCGUGCCCCUAGCAUUCUCAGAUUACCCCCACUCCUAUUACCGCCAAAUCGUGCAUGCCUUGGCCGAGCACAACAUAACCACUUGGUGGGCUUUGCACCCCUAUAACGACAAGAUUGUGCGCACCCUUUUCCGCCUCUCCGGAGGGAGGAAUUUUGACAGGCUUAUCCUUCUCCCUGCUGUUGGGGAAACCGAUUCCGACUCCUAUUCCUAUUGCGGAGAUAUCAAUGCUCACGCAGUAUUAUCCCUCUUGGGCUUAUAUCCCUUGGCAAAUAGGGCGCUGCCUCCUAGCAUGUACCCCUUCACCACAGAGAAGCUCUACUUGGAAAGGUUGUCCUCUCUGCGUCAAGUCACCUUGCCCUCUUUGUUGUGCAGAUAUAAGCCAGACCUCUCCUCCGAGGCCCUGCAACAACUUCAAGGCAAGAAUGGGCACGACCUCGAGCUUGGGAACACGGCCCCUGCAUUGCAAGUAGAUCUUGACAAGACUGUCCAUGAGGUGCGCAGAGAGAAGGAUCUGAAUAGGCUGAUGGAUCACUUGGGGUUUGCUUCAGCGGCUGGUCUCAAAAUCAUCCAAUCUAUCCAGCGAGUCCUUGAUUUCCCAGCGGCGGUGGCCAUUUAGGCAUUGGAAGAUAAGACGGAUGGAGAGAGGUUGAACAAUUCAUUUGCAUUUCGGGGUGACGGCCUUGACCUCUAAAGUCUUUGAGAUGAUACCAAACACCUCGCAAUUACUUCUCUGUAAUCGGAUGAAAGGGUCGCACAUUCCACGGUUUCACCGGCUAUAAGAGUAAAUGCUUGAAUUGGCUAUGGAGUUUCAUUCUUCACCUGCUAUAGGAGUAAAUGGUUGGGUGAUUCAUGGGGUACGUUACUACGAAAUUUGUUUCAUUUCCGGAUUCCCCAAAAAAACAGGUAUUUAUAAUCUUGUUUUUAAGAUGGAAUGAAUCACAGUCUUGUGCUCUGCUUUCAGGUUCACUUUCAUUUGCUCUAAUUUCCAAUAUCAUUGUUAAGGUAAGUACUAUUUCUUCACAGAAAAAUUCUUCACAGAAAUCACUGUUAAGGUAACUAUCAUUUGUUUAUACUAAUAUGUUUCUUAAAGCAAGUGUAUAGCGUUUCGUUAAAGUCAUGGGUGAAAUUGGU
Molecule: messenger RNA, 2208 nt
Organism: Cuscuta campestris
Lineage: Eukaryota; Viridiplantae; Streptophyta; Magnoliopsida; Solanales; Convolvulaceae
Source: the annotation of a GenBank genome assembly